Branchiostoma floridae (Florida lancelet) is the source of this 4584-nucleotide messenger RNA. RefSeq names its product membralin-like. The transcript is spliced from 12 exons. Lineage: Eukaryota; Metazoa; Chordata; Leptocardii; Amphioxiformes; Branchiostomatidae. The coding region runs from base 349 to 2406 and encodes 685 amino acids. Gene Ontology annotation, cellular component: endoplasmic reticulum. Gene Ontology annotation, biological process: positive regulation of ERAD pathway; response to endoplasmic reticulum stress. The record is from RefSeq and is a predicted model, not a curated record.
UUCGUCCAUCUCUCAAAUACGUCACCAAUAUGGCUGCCGAUGGUGGAACGUAGAGACAGGAAAGUCUUCUAGGACGUUUCUCUCCAUUUUUGUCUUGUUUUUAACCUUCCAAACGACGUGAUAGCCCAAGUUUCCCCCAAACAUGGACUCGGGAACAUAACAGAGGAUAUAGACCCGUUUUGAGGGUGUUUUGAUGCGGCCCAAAUCCGGAAUCAACGUGCGAUUUUGGCAAUCGAUCUGCAAGGGCCAUCCUUGUUUUGCCUAAAAAAUAAGAAAGCAGCGAGACAACUGGAACAACAACGACGGAAAAAGAAGUCAGCGUAAAACGUUAAGAAAGGCAUUGCCAGGAUGAACCAGGAACGUAACAUCAACAACAACCAGAACCACCUGGGGAACGUUCGGGACCGCCUGUUCCAUGCCCUGUUCUUCAAGGUGGCCAUCACCUACGCACGCGCCUUCCCCAAACCGGUCAGGAGGGUCUUCGAGUUCCUCGUGCUGCUGAAGGCCCUGGUAGUGUUGUUCAUCCUGGUGUACAUACACAUCGCCUUCUCCCGUACCCCCAUCACCUGCCUGGACCACGUGCAGAAGGAGUGGCCGCGGGACGGGAUCCUUCGUGUGGAGAUCCAGCGCAACUCGACCCGCCCGCCGCUGUUCCUGUACGAUUACGAGUCGGAGUCCGGGAUCCCUGGGUUGGAGGUGCCCUUCCCUAACGCCACCAUUCAGGGACUGAAUGAGAACUUUGAGAACCUGUCGAUCAGCGCGGUGGAGUUUCUGCGGGGAGACGACAACCCUGUGCCGCAGAAGGGUCUGCAGAAGGUCCGGGAAACUGUCUCAGAGUUUGAUAUGUUCAAGGAAGCAGUGUGGCCAAGUGAUGAGUACAUCGUAGAAUACUCCCUGGAGUACGGGUUCCUCCGGCUGUCUCCACAGACCAGACAGAGACUCAACAUCCCUAUCAUGGUCGUUACGCUCGACCCUACAAAAGACGAGUGUUUUGGAGACUCCUUCAGCCGGUUCCUGUUGGAAGAGUUUCUGGGCUACGACGACAUCCUGAUGUCCAGCAUCAAGGGUCUAGCCGAGCACGAGGACAACAAAGGUUAUCUGCGUAACGUGGUGUCCGGUGAACACUACCGCUUUGUCAGCAUGUGGAUGGCACGGACGUCAUACAUCGCCGCUGCUUUUGUCAUGUUCAUGUUUACCAUUUCUGUUUCCAUGCUGCUGAGAUACUCCCAUCACCAGAUCUUUGUCUUCAUCGUGGACCUGCUGCAGAUGCUGGAGAUGAACGUCACCAUCGCCUUCCCAGCAGCCCCUCUGCUCACCGUCAUCCUGGCUCUCGUCGGAAUGGAGGCCAUCAUGUCCGAGUUCUUUAACGACACGACAACAGCAUUCUACAUCAUCCUGAUGGUGUGGGUGGCCGACCAGUACGAUGCCAUCUGCUGCCAUACCAACAUCAGCAAACGCCACUGGCUAAGGUUCUUCUACCUGUACCACUUUGCCUUCUAUGCAUACCAUUAUCGCUUCAAUGGUCAGUACAGCGGCCUGGCACUCGUCACAUCAUGGCUGUUCAUUCAGCACUCGAUGAUCUACUUCUUCCACCACUACGAGCUGCCGGUGAUCCUGCAGCAAGCUCGCAUCCACACCAUGCUGCUCAACAACCACAACGCCAUCAACGUCAACAACGCUGUCAACAUAAACAACAACAACACCGGACAGAACCCCAACAACGCAAACUCGCAACAACAACCCAACAACCAGCCGCCCGGCGCCGCGGGGGCGACGCCCGACAACGGAGGGGUUGCCGCGGCGACGGAGAACGUCUCUGACGAGGAGGAGUGGGAGGACAUCGACGGUAACCACGGAAACGACACGACCAACAUCACGGAGGUGUUGGACACGCUGGUGGAGAUGGACCUGUUGUCGGAGGACGACCUCCCACCGCCCCGCGCGCACCGCAGACUCGCACCGGGCAGUAGAGAAGCCUCGCCCGUUCCCACGGAUACGGUUCCCCCGGAUACGGACAGAGGAGGAGGGAGUGUUCCCACGCAGACCGUUGCCAUGGAGACAGUUGCCGCAGAGACUAGCAGUAGCCAUGGCGGGGUGGGAACAAUCGCCCGUGCAGGAGCCGUGUCGUCCACGGGGGGCAGAGAAAGUAACGGCGGACAGUCGGAAAAUGGCGUGGUUUCCUCGCCGUCCACGGACGGGCAGUCUUCCCGCCUUGACUCAAACAAACAGAGAAGCGACAGCGGGGGGCCGAGAUCGGGCGUUGUCAAAGGACUGGAAGCAAACGGCAGCGCGGUGGAGAACGUCGGUCCCAGAAUAGCGGGGUCGUCCAACGUCAGCGAUUCUAUAUCGUUCUUCGGGAGUGGGGAGGGGGGCGGUCGGGUAUCGGGUAACGAGGGGGUGGAGUAAGGCAGGUGCCAUGCAGGCUGGGGAGGUUGGGUGGGUUGGUAGGGAUAGAAAUACUUUUUUGCCUACAACACUACACAAGUUGUCAGCUUUGAGCCCUGGUUGGUGAUGACAGUUUGGCCAUAUCAAUUUCACUUUCUGGUUCCCAAAUUGGGAUAAGAUAUUCAAUGAACGUACUUCCUCACAUAUAGUGCUAGUAAGGUAACAAUAUUCUUGUUUGUAAUUAAAGAGCCAGUGACUUGGGAAUGCCGUACUAAAAUAGCCAUCUGUCCACCAACCAGUCAACCUGUAUCACUAACCCAACUAACCUCCUUGGUCCUGAAUAUUGCUUUGACAAGUUGCAAUAGACAUGAACGUCUGCACUAGAUAGACUAGGACAUGCCGUAGCUUUUUGGUCAUCGAGGGUUAUAAAUGCAUCAAUGUUUCUACUCUGUGCUGCAAGGAAAAAAGGUCAUGGGAUGUCAAUGACCUUUGACAUGACCCCUUCAAAUGAGGUCAAUGACCUUUCACCUGUGAUAGAACUACAUGUAAUCAAGGAGGUUCAACCUCCUUGAUGUAAUACAGUUGAACUAUUUUGAUGACUUUGUGCACUUGUUGUCAUGAGGUGCAAAGCUAAGUAUAAAACGUGCAAGAAAACAUUUAUUGAGAAACGUGUUCAUUUUGGUUAGAUAUUGUAAUAGAAGAUUAGGUAAAAAUACUAAAAGGGGUCACUGAAAAGUGGUGAAGGGAAAAAUUGACAGAAAAGAAAUUCCGAUAUUUGUCUUCAACGAACCAUGGGGGAAUCUGAAGGGAAUGGAGAAGGGAAUUUCUGACAACUCGAGAUUUGUAGCUUUUUUAGCGCAGAGCCAUAUAAGUCAGUCCUGUACAUUUAAGAUGUAAUUUGUGUACAGAAAUGUGUAGGGUACCUUGUAAGGCCGCACCGAUUCUAUUCUUCGGUUCUUAGAACUUUAAGAUCAAGAUGAAGACGAGGCUGUGGAGAAAGCCCUUUACAAUGGUACACGCAGUUUCAGUUGUUGGUUCAAGUUUUCUCCCAGCUUUGAGUUUUCAGCUUGAUUUUUCGGUUAGAUUUUUACCUUAAACUGUUGGAAGAAACGAGGAAAUGAAUUGGGGUAGUCUUGUUUUAAGGCCUGUGAAAAUUAAUGCGACAUGUAAGUAAAUAUUGUGAUACAGCACAUGUACAUGUACCUACUUUACAAGAGGUUUCUCUGGAACUUCUGAUGUACACAAGACUUACCCUUACACAGUAUCAGCUGGGAACAUCUAGAGAAAUUAUCAUCUUUUAACAUAACACGCUUCUAGUUAUGAUAGGCUGGUUCAUCGUUUGAACUGCACAUGCACGAGGUCAAAGGUUAAGGCCCCUAACUUGUAAACAGGUCUUGUCUAGAACAACCAUGCCAUGCCCAGACAUGUUCUGUAUGUCAGUGGCCUUCAAUAUCUGCAUAUUACCUACAUUGCAUCACAUUGUGCAUGCAUGCACAGCUCACAUUGGGAACCAACUAAUCCUUGUACCCACACCCAUUCCACUAAGGCCGCUGUGACUGCACUGCAACCUUAAAUUUCACAGAGCGAUGAAUGAAUUUCUUAGAAAAAAACUCCUUACGCUACAUGUGCUUUGUUGUCGCUUUAGUCAUACUUUCACAUUUUGUAUGAUAUUCCAUUUAUGAAUUCAAGGUUGCACAAAUCCAGUUUAAGGUUGCAGCCAGAUUAUAGUGCGAUUUCUAUGUAGUGGAAUGGGGGCCUUAUGUGAUAGUCAACAAAUUGUUAAAAGCACAAUGUCCUUUCUUGUAUAACAGAGCAUGUCCGCAUUAGUUAGAAACCUUUUCACAGCCAUAGUAGUAAUACUUGACAGAAAUGCCAAAACUUCCCUUCCAUCAGAACACAGAAGACACGGCUAAAGAAGACACAGUAUUUUAUAAAGAGAAAACAUUUCUAGCAAGAAAGGCACAGUAAUAAUAAAGUUGUGACUGUGUCUUCGAUAGAUAUAUGUCGGGCCAAAUGCUACAAUCUAACAUCACGAAAUCGUCUUUUGAAUAUGUAAAAUAAAGUUACACGGAAAUAUGACAUUUGGGAGUGGUUUCCGAAUGUGUUGAAGUUAAGAUUAUGUAAAUCUUGUAUAAGUUGUGACAUGUUGUUAUGUAUUUCUGGCCUUUAAAUGAUGGAGUAAAGAUAUGUGAAGACGUU